Molecule: messenger RNA, 4682 nt
Organism: Linepithema humile (Argentine ant)
Lineage: Eukaryota; Metazoa; Arthropoda; Insecta; Hymenoptera; Formicidae
Gene: l(3)80Fg
Product: dnaJ homolog subfamily C member 16 l(3)80Fg
Source: RefSeq, a predicted model, not a curated record
UCACAGUACGAUGCAGUAGCUCGAUGAUUGGUGUAUACUUCUGGAUCAUUUGUGUCUACUGAAUAUGAUGUUUGAUGUUUAUGAAGCACAAUAUCUACAAAUUAUAGUUUUCUCUCAUCUUCUCUUCCUCUUCUAGACAUUUGUGCCUUCGGCGAUCCAACUCAGCAGGUCUCAACGGUCAUACGCGAGUAAAAUAAUGCAGUUUGUAAACCGGCCGUGAGAUUUCGCCAUCGCUCGCUAGCUCGGCUGGCCCGUCUAAUUUGACAACAUGGUAGUGACGGUGGCCCCGGGAAUGUUGAUGUGAGACGUCUCCGCCGACGUAUCGACGCCUUACGCGACGACAAAUGGACGAUGAUCCGCGCGAAAUAUGUCUGCUAAUUCCGAGUGCGACGAGCGCCAGCGGUAGCUUGAAACGAACGAAUGAUACUUGCGAUAAUCGCGAAUAAUCGACAUCGCACUGUGCAUAGGAAGAGUCCCGCGGGGAUUAUCACUGCGUCACGGAUAAUGUUAUUGAUUGAUUUUUUAAUGACUUACGCGUCGACGAGUAAACGAGAAUCCUACGGCGACGCUACGAGGAAUAAUAUUAUCGCUCCAUUAAUGAGGUACGCGUUCCUGCUGCUGAGCUUCCUUGUAAUUCUGCAGUUGACACCGUCGGCCGUCGUCGCGAGCGACUCCUUGGGGGAUCCGUACAAGAUAUUAGGGGUGUCGAAACAUGCGACCGUACAGGAUAUCCGAAAGGCAUACAAGCACCUCGUCAAGGAAUGGCAUCCGGAUAAAACUGAUCAUCCCAUGGCUGAAGAUAAAUUUGUAGAAAUAACAAAAGCCUAUGAGCUUUUAACGGAUCCGGAGAGAAGAAAAAAGUAUGAUAAUCAUGGGAUCACAGAGGAAAGUAUACCUAGACAAAGAAGGGACAAUAGUCAUUACAAUGUUCUUGAUCCAUUGGAAGAGUUAUUUGGCAGCAAUUUUAAGUUCCACUAUCAGAGUAGAGACAUCACCCUGUUUCAUAAAAUGAGCAUCACAUACCGAGCGUUCGAAAAUGUGAUAGUACCCAAAACUUACCGUAUGCCGUAUUUAAUUUUAUUUUACUCCGAUUGGUGCUUCUCGUGUCUGCAAGUGGAGCCUACUUGGAGACGAUUGAUCGAAGAGUUAGAACCUCUGGGAUUCGGCUUGGCCACGGCGCACGCCAAGAAAGAACCUACCUUGGCGAGAAGACUUGGCAUUCAUUCGCUUCCAUGUCUCGUUGUUACGAUAGACGGACGUACUAGUAUCUACAAGGAAAAUCUGUUUAGCAUUCAAAAAGUUGUUGAAUUUGUACGAAAUAAGCUACCGUAUAAAUUGAUAAGUACCAUUACUAAUACAAAUGUAGAAAAUUUUCUGUCGGGAUGGACGGAUAAUCGAAUUCGCGCUUUGAUAUUUGAGAAGAGAGACUUUAUCCGUUUGCGGUAUCUGCUUACGUCUUUUUACUAUAGAGAUCGGGUAGCCUUCGGCUUCGUUCAGAUUGGUAUACCUGAAAGCGAGAACAUAACAUCAAAAUACAAAAUCUCAGGAGAAUUAGAUACUUUAUUGCUAUUCAACGAAAACUCUGAGAAACCUAUGGCGUCUGUUAGCAUGAAGGAUAUUUCCAGCGAAACCAUGCACAACGUUAUCGCUAACAAUAAGUUCCUCGUAUUGCCAAGACUUUCGAACCAAGCCAUGCUGGACUCCAUAUGCCCGCCCGAAUGGUUGAGGCCGCAAAAGCGCCUGUGCGCCGUUUUAAUAUCGCAACAAAAUAGUCCUCUGCAUGAUGUGGCUAGGCACAAAUUUAGACAAGCAGCAUUAGAGUCAUCUUAUAGCACGGAACGCGUUCGGUACGCGUACGUAUUCAAAGAUACGCAGCCAGAAUUUGUAUCGGCGCUGUCAGCCGGUGAAGGCAGUCCGAUGGAGCCUUUAUUACAUAUCGUCAUCAUCUGGAGACGAGACGCCAAUCAUCUGAAGUACGAAUGGCUUCCUCACCGAUGGGUCGAGGCCGUUCAGGACGAUCGUAUAUGGAAUGAAACGCGUAGGCAUUUAGAGAAAACCAUACAGAAGCUGUUGCGCGCCACUGAAGCUUUACCAUAUGCUGCUGUCGUAGGGGAACUAGCGGAUGAACACGCACAGGGUACUGUAGACAGACUGAUAGGACGAGCAUUAUUAGCAGUAGAUUACAUAUCCGAUAAUCUGACAAAAGAGCAAAUUUUACCUUUGAUAUCGGUACUAGCGACUCUCGUGCUAAUCGGAGCUGCAGGGUAUGGCAUGUCAUACCUAGUCAAGCUAGAAGAGGCUAGUGUCCAGACUGAACGUGUCCAGUGCAAGGACAAUGCCAAGUCACUUCCGUCGCAGCCGCAACUACGAUUGCACGAAUUGCGCGCGGAGAAAUACAAUGGAUUAGUUCGGCUUUUAAAGCCGGGAUGCCGAACUAUCAUUCUGCUGGUUGACGCUCAAAGUCGAUUAAAGUUAUUGCCAGCCUUUCAUAAAGCUGUGUGGCCUUAUAGAAAGAAUAAGACGCUUAUGUUCGCACAUAUGUCACUGGAAAAAGGUCUCGAUUGGUACAAGAAACUGUUGUCUCUCACAUUACCCGAGCAGAAGGAACUAAAUAUAAACGCCAAGAACUGCGUGGGCACGGUCCUGUCUUUGAAUGGACAUCGAAAGUAUUUCUGCAUGUAUCACGCCAAACAUCCGGAGUGUACUAAGGGUAAAGGUUCUAAGCGUAUCGAGAAGAUGACCAAGCAACUAGCCCAAAAAUCGGAAGACCCGGAAGCAGGCGCUUUCAUCGGUUUCGACAGUUCCAACGAAUCCGAUUUGUCUCAAGACGAGGGUGGAAACAACAUUUUAUAUCAGGAUAAUCUUUUAGAUGGAUUACCGAUGUGGCUCGACAGACUGUUCGAGGGCUUAACGCACCGUUAUUAUAUAAAUUACUGGCCCGAGUUUACAGUCAAGUAAAAAGAGAAGGAGGGAAUAUGAUUUCUUUUAGGGGAGACUAUGCUGCAUAGAUAUAUUAUAUAUAUAUCAUGCUUGAUGUGGGAUGAUUGCCAAGUUAGCUUAUCAGAUUGUGCGACAAAAAAAUACCAUAUCCGACAUCUUGAGAUAGAAAUCAAAGAGCAGAAGCUGUUUUGACUGACAAGUUUCGAAGCGAGAUGCGACGAGGAUAUCCAAAAUUGACGAACAAUCAACUUUCGUCGUUAUUUGAUAAAGAUAUUUCCAAUUUGCCAAGUAGUCCGCAAUGAAGAAAUUUUGAUGAGAAAACAAGAGGUAACAUCCACUGUUUCUGAGAAUAACCAAUACGUAAAUUUAAAAAUAGUUUUGAAACGACGAUAUCUGAAAUUAAGAGAAGAAAGAAAUGAUCAAAAAUUUUCUAAAAAUCAAGAAAUGUGUAUCAAGAAAAGCCUUUAGAUGCUAUAGUCUCCCCUUGCACUCUCGGCAAAAGUGAUAAAGAACAAGGUUUGCCUAGUCAGCAGAAUAUUACCAUUGAGUUAUACUGUGAUUCGAGUGGACACAGACGUGAUUCUGUAUAGAUGACAAAACAUAUUCAUUACCUACUAAGUACCAUUUAUAAAUCUAUUUACAGUUUCCUGCAUUUUAACGUUUUUAGAUUGGUCUUUAAGUAUUGUUAAAGAGAAAGUAUAUGCUAUAAAGUUAUGUAGCAGAGAAAGAGAGAGAGAGAGAGAGAGAAAGAAAGAAAAAAAAGAGAGAGAAAGAAGAGGGAAAGAGAUUACCACCAAGAUAGAACGAAUCGAUCCUCUGGCAUAGAUCAACGUUUUCUGUAUACUACUUCGUCCGUUCCUAUAAAUCGGAAUGCUCUUUCUAUUCCUCGAAAUUGCUUGUAACUAUCUAGUCAACGUUAUUGAAAACUUAGCAGUAUUUAUAUUGCACAGUACAAGUGGAUAGAUCGUUUAUAUUUCUGCAGAUAGGACUACCGAAAUCGCGGUCGUUUAAUCGCGCUCGUAACGAGAUUCGAGUACGUUAAAUCGAUGGUUAAACGAGAUAUCGUUAAUUAAGUGGCGAUAAUGCGAUCGCUAAUUUUAAUGUCACGAGAAAAGGAAAAGUACAUUUAGAUAUAUAAACAGGUGAUGUGUUUAUAUACCUAAAGAUGCGUAUCUCUGUCGCUUGUUCACUCCAUUAAUCAAUAUAUCGCCUUUGUACUGAACGUUUCCGAAAUCCGAAUAUCAAUAGCACGUAUACGUAACUUACGAGAUUUAUACUUUAUCGAUAUAGUUACCGUAAAAUCGAUAUCUGUAAGAUCGACACAUAUACGUUAGUGUGGUAAAGGUGUUGCACUUGUAAAAAGAGAUAAAUGCCCUUAUCAAGAUUUAUAUACGUCCAUUACUUUACUUCCAAUCGCUUUACUUUUGUAACACAAUCUCAUUAGUUGCGUAAUAUAUUAUUUCAACGACACGUUUAUCCGGCCGACUCGCUCACAGAUAUUCACCCUCCUCUCGUGUGUAACUUUUUUCUCUUUUACUUUUCUUUUAAGCGACAGAUAUAGGUACCUCGUAUUACUUGUAUAAGAUAUAUCCCUAUUACGAGAGAGGCUACUAGAAAGUAUUAAACAUGUAUUAUAGAGACAUGAGAUAUAUCGUAAUGCUGUUAAAACUGCAAGUUAUGUGCGCCAGCUCAAUUGUUUAUACUUUAUAUCCUUAUAUGAUGAUUAAAAUUGACGAAACGAA